This is a messenger RNA of Felis catus (domestic cat), 4688 nucleotides long. RefSeq names its product protein eyes shut homolog. NCBI's taxonomy places the organism in Eukaryota, Metazoa, Chordata, Mammalia, Carnivora, Felidae. Gene Ontology annotation, biological process: axon guidance. Gene Ontology annotation, molecular function: calcium ion binding. The record is from RefSeq and is a predicted model, not a curated record. The transcript has 23 exons. The coding region runs from base 616 to 4317 and encodes 1233 amino acids.
UGGGACUAUGACCUCCAGAUGACCCUGAUACUCACCUUGUAUUGCGUGGCGACGCACAAGUAAUAAGAGGCGAAGAGACGCACAAGUGGUAGGAGCAGGCGGCGCAAGCCCGGCACCAGGUAUUGGGCUUCAAGGUGCUGGAAGCAGCACAGCAGCUUCCACACAGGUCGAGGACUUCCCGCCUUACACGGUGAAAUGCUAGCCCAGACCCAGACACCCAGCCAGAAAUCCACACCUUCGUUUCACAAUCUACCGCUGUGCUGGGAUUCACCUGCGUCAGAAUAAACCAGGUAAAUCCAGGAAAAGUUGGAUAUGGGGCCUGGCUUUCAAAUAUGGAAUUCUAAACGAGGACAAUAUGCCUCUUCUCAGAAUCAGCAUUUUGGAAUGAAUAGGAACCUAGGAAGCCAUAGGUUAAAAAUGAAGAGAAAAUCAUGAAGAUAAUUGUGCUAUGACCUUCAAGUAGGGAUAUUUAAAUCAGUUGAACUCUACUGUUUCUUGAUCAAAAUCCACUUGCAUUUGGGAAUAGAAAAAAAGACAGUUCCUGGGAAUCCUUGAACAAAAUCUCUGCUUGCAAAUUUUCAGCAACACUAAAAGCCCAUUUUGCAGCAAUUCUUUAUGACACUUUUCAUGAGAGACUGUAAAAUACAAUUUCCCCAAAUGAUUAACAAAUCAAUUAUGCUUCUGGGCCUGGUGGUUCUUCAUAGCACAUUUAUAAAUGGAAAAACAACAUGUAAAUGGCAAUUUGUGGAAGAAUGGCAUACACAACCAUUAUCAUAUAUGGUGAAUUGGACACUAACAGAAAACAUCUGCAUGGACUUCUAUGGAGAUUGCUGGUUUGGGGAUGUAAAUACUAAAAUGAACACUUCAGGCAAUCAAGUUGUUCCCCAGAUUUGCCCUUUGCAAAUUCAAUUGGGAGACAUCCUUAUAAUUUCUUCUGAACCAUCUCUUGAAUCUCCAGAAAUAAAUUUGAUGAAUGUUUCUGAAGCAUCAUUCAUUGACUGUCUGCAAAACACCACAACUGAAGAUCAGUUACUUUUUGGUUGCAAACUAAAAGGAAUGCACACUGUUAAUUCUCAGUGGCUGAGUGCUGGAACACAUUAUUUUAUCACAGUAACAGCAAGUGGUCCAUCGUUUUGUCACCUGGGGCUACGGCUAAAUGUGACAGUGAAAGAACAGUUCUGCCAGGAAUCUCUGAGUUCAGAAUUUUGUUCUGGGCAUGGUAAAUGUCUUACUGAGGUUUGGAGCAAGACAUACAGCUGCCAUUGUCAGCCUCCAUUUUCUGGAAAAUAUUGCGAAGAACUUGAUCCAUGUUCUUAUAAACCAUGUGAAAAUAAUGGCAGUUGCAUUAAUAAAAGAGGAAAAUUGAAUAAACAAGGUUAUGAAUGUAUCUGUUACCCACCAUUUACAGGCAUACAUUGUUCAGAAAUUAUUGGCCAAUGUCGACCACGUAUCUGUUUCCAUGGGAAUUGUGGCAAUAUUACUGCAAGUAGUUUCAUCUGUGAAUGUGAUGAACCAUUUUCAGGUCCAUACUGUGAGAAGUCAAUGAAAUGUUAUAUUUCUCAGUCUUGUUGGAAAGGAGAAAUUUGCCAAAACAAAAGCUCUGCUUACAUUUGUGAAUACCCAGAAGGAUUUUUCAAUCAAAACCAUGAAACUGAUGUUCGUGAGUGUCCAUCAAUACCAUGUCAGAAUGGUACUAACUGUGUUCAUAUUGCAAAUGACACCAUGUACAUCUGUUCACCAAUAUUUACAGGCAAGCUUUGUAAGAGACAACUUCAAACACCACAGGAGUCAUUUCCUUGCAAGGAUAAUACCACAUGUACAAAAUUUGAGAAAGAUUAUCAUUGCAGUUGUUUGCUAGGAUUUACUGGAAAAAACUGUGAGAAAGUAAUUGACCACUGUAGACUGCUCAGCAUCAACUGUCUGAAUGAAGGAUGGCAUUUCAAUAUAAGUGGAAGAUUCAGAUAUGUAUGUACUUCAGAGUGCACAAGAUACUCAUGUUGGUUUGUGAAGAAUGUUUGCUUAAUUCAUCUAUACCCCUGCUACUGUGGAACUAUCAGCCAUGAUAUUUGCCAAGACAAAGUCCUUCAUCCUCCUCAGUCUAAAUAUGUGUGGCAACUGGGAUUUAAAGGAUCUGAAGAUGAAAAAUGUGAAGUGGCUGUUGAUGUCUACUUCUUUCUCUCUGCGAACUGGACUGAAGAUGCUGUCUAUGUGAACACAUCUGAAGAUCUCUAUUAUGUAUUUUGGUUUCUAUGUCAAGGAAGAAUGGAGAUGCAUGCAAAUGAAUGCAAUUGUUUGACUGAAGAAGGCAAUAAGGGAUAUUGGUGUCUAUGUAUUCCAAGAUGGCCUGGAAAAACGUCUCUGGAAAAUACAACUGAUUAUCAAGAAAGUGGGUGUCAACAUGAAGCUAUUUAUAAAGAUGAAAUUAAUAGAUCCAGAUGCAGCUGUUCUCUUGGUUACAUGGACCCAUUAUGUAUCCUCAAUGCUGAGGAUUGCUUAGGAAACCAGAGUGCAUCAGUGCAUGGCCUCUGCUUGGUCCAUUUGCACAAGUGCAACGGUGGUCUGCAAAGACAUGGAAGAAAUGUCUGUGAAAUAGAAACCAAAGAUUGUAAAUCUGUGCCCUGCAAAAAUGGAGCAGCCAGUAUACAUUUAAGUGGCUAUUUCUUCUGCAAUUGUGUCCCAGGAUCUACAGCUCCAGGAAACCCAGGUGCACUAGGCUUCAUUCAUAUACAAGGUUCUUCUUGUGAUUUGGAGCCUUGUGAGGCUAGUAAUCCUUGUGAGAGUGGAGCAGUGUGUGGAGAGACAAUGGAUCUGGAAAUGUCUCCUCUUGGGUACCAGUGUCCAUGUGGGAAAGGCUUUGCAGGUCCACACUGUGAGAUCAAUGUCAAUGAGUGCAGUUCCAACCCUUGCCUGCACGGUUAUUGCUAUGACAUGGUUAAUGGCUUCUCCUGCUUAUGCAAACCGGGUUUUGCUGGCCUGAGAUGUGAACAGUACACUGAUGACUGCAUCUUGAAUGCCUGUGAGCACAAUUCUACCUGCAAAGAUCUGCAUCUCAGUUACCAGUGUGUGUGCUUAGCUGGUUGGGAAGCAAGUUUUUGUGAACAAGAAUCCAAUGACUGCAAAAUGAAUCCUUGUAAGAAUAAUUCCACCUGUACUGACCUUUACAAUAGCUAUCGCUGUGAGUGUACACCUGGAUGGACUGGACAAAACUGUAGUGAAGAAAUAAAUGAAUGUGACUCUGACCCAUGCAUGAAUGGAGCUCUUUGUCAUGAGUCUUCCAUUCCUGGGCACUUUGUAUGCCUGUGCCCACCCUUUUAUACUGGAAAAUUUUGCCAUCAACACUAUAGCCCCUGUGAUCCACUCAGUGACCCUUGCAGAAACAACUCAACGUGCUUGACUUUGGUUGAUGGAAAUCAUUAUUGUGUGUGUAGAGAAGGAUUUGAGGGUGAACAUUGUGAAAUUAAUGUGAAUGAGUGUUUCUCUCUUCCCUGCCAGAAUUAUGGUGACUGCGAAGAUGGAGUCAACAAUUUCAGAUGUAUUUGCAGACCUGGGUUUUCUGGACCUCUAUGUGAUCUUGAUACAAAUGAGUGUUCUUCUAGACCUUGCAAAAAUGAUGGAACCUGCGUGGAUCUGUCAAACAGAAUUAUGUGCAUUUGUGAGCCAGGUUACCAUGGAUCUCUCUGUGAAUUGGAUAUGAAUGAAUGUGAAAUCUCACCUUGUCUAGAUGGAGAAGAUUGUGUCAGCAGAACUGGUGGAUACAACUGCCUCUGUGCUCCUGGUUAUACAGGCAUCAAUUGUAAUGAAGUAAAUAUAGAUGAAGGUCUAUCAAAGCCCUGUCUCCAUUAUGGAGCUGGCAUUGAUGGCAUCAAUCAUUGUACCUGUGACUGCAAGAGUAGCUUUUCUGGAACACACUGUGAAGCAAAUGCAAAUGAUUGCCUCUCAAAUCCUUGUCUACAUGGAAGAUGCAUAGAUCUCAUUAUUGAAUAUCAAUGUUCAUGUGUUACAGAAUGGACUAGCUCAAGAUGUGAGAUCAAGAUUAAUAACUGUACAUCAACCCCUUCUAUAAAUGAAGACUUCUGUCAGAAAUCAGUCGAUGACUUUACUUGCAUUUGCCCGAGUGGAUACAUUCGUGCAUAUUGUGAAAUACAUAUUGAUGGAUGUGCUGAGCCUGAACUGAAUUUGGUCCUCUGUCUUAAUGGAAGUAUUUGUGUUGAUGGGCCUGGACACAUGUUUUACUGCAGGUCAGUAUUUAUUUACCCACAAUUAACUAAAUAUAUAUUUAGGAAAGCAUAUAAACAUCAUAAGAGUGAUGCACGCUGAAAUAUAAAUACUAAGUUUUUGAGUACGUUUUCAUCUUAAAAAAAUGAAAUCACAAAUUUAAAUCAACAAUUCUAAGGAAGCAUUUACUUUCAUAUUUUUCAAAAUACUAUAUAUUCAUAUAAAUUCCAUGUUGGACUUCUAAAGUUUAUUAUCUCUCAUUUUAUAAUUGUUUCAUAUCCCCUAUCCUUCCCAGAAUUGAAUUGUUUCUUUUCUUAAAUAUUACACUACAUGAAUGACACAUAGAUAGUUCAUAUUUAUAAUAGACUUAUGACAAAGAUUCAUUAGUCCUCCUGCUGUACUUACAAUUCUAAGAUCUUAACAAUUGAUAAAAAAUUUUUAUGUGCUAAGAUUUAUAAAAAUAAAUUAAUAUG